This is a messenger RNA of Microplitis demolitor, 267 nucleotides long. Its product is annotated as GATA zinc finger domain-containing protein 15-like. The transcript has a single exon. NCBI's taxonomy places the organism in Eukaryota, Metazoa, Arthropoda, Insecta, Hymenoptera, Braconidae. The record is from RefSeq and is a predicted model, not a curated record. The annotation marks the transcript as partial.
AACAAUAAUAAUAAUAAUAAUAAUAAUAAUAAUAACAAUAAUAAUAAUAAUAAUAAUAAUAAUAAUAACAAUAAUAAUAAUAAUAAUAAUAAUAAUAAUAAUAAUAAUAACAAUAAUAACAAUAAUAAUAAUAACAAUAAUAAUAAUAACAAUAAUAAUAAUAAUAAUAAUAAUAAUAACAAUAAUAAUAAUAAUAAUAAUAAUAAUAACAAUAAUAAUAAUAAUAAUAAUAAUAAUAAUAAUAAUAAUAAUAAUAAUAAUAAUAAU